Vanessa tameamea is the source of this 1574-nucleotide messenger RNA. RefSeq names its product cytochrome P450 6k1-like. Lineage: Eukaryota; Metazoa; Arthropoda; Insecta; Lepidoptera; Nymphalidae. Bases 60 to 1553 code for a protein of 497 amino acids. Gene Ontology annotation, molecular function: oxidoreductase activity, acting on paired donors, with incorporation or reduction of molecular oxygen; monooxygenase activity; iron ion binding. The record is from RefSeq and is a predicted model, not a curated record. The transcript has a single exon.
AGUUUAUCAUUCAUUCAAUGUGAUUCGACUCAAGAGCGAUACAAUAUUUCCCUAUAUCAAUGUUUCUCCUGAUCAUACUUAGUGUUACUAUCAUAAUUUUUAGUUUCAUCUAUUGGAACGGCGAAUCCAAUGAGAGAUAUUGGAAAAAACGUGGUGUUAAAUUCUACACGAAGAACAAAGUACUUGGAGUAUUUUGGGACUUCCUGACGAAAGAUGGACCUUUAUUUCAAAUAUGGCACGAUAUUUACAAGCAAUAUCCUAACGAACCCGCCGUUGGAGUAGGUUCUUUUCUCACGCCGGCACUUUAUGUUCGAGAUCCAGUAAAUGUACAACAUGUGUUGGCAACAAACUUCAACGCCUUCAGUCACAGAGGAUUCGACCCCAACAAAGAAGAUAUUUUGGCAAAUAACAUUCUAUUCCUGAAUGGAAAAAAGUGGCAGCUGGUCAGACAGAGCUUGACACCUUUAUUUACUUCAACCAAAUUAAAAAGCAUGUAUUACAUAAUGGAAAAAAGUGCACAAGAUUAUAUCAGUUAUUUAAAAGAUAAUCCAAAUUCAAUGAAAGGCGAUACAUUUAAUAAUCUCUCAACAUUUUGCAGUGCGGCCAUCGGUGGUGCUGUAUUUGGUGUGACAACAGAGUCCAUAUUUAAGUCUCCUUUCUUAGCAGUGGCGCAAAAAGCAUUAGAACCAACUUUUAUCCGAAAUAUUAAAUUUACUAUUUCUAACCUGAGUUCAAAUAUGUUUAAAAUAUUAAAUAUAAAAUUAUUCAAAGAAUUUGAGCACUUCUUUAUUAGUGCAAUUAAGCAAGUAGUUCGUCAACGUGAACGUGAGAACGUUAAGAAACAUGACUUUGCAGAUAUGUGUGUGUCAAUACAAAGUAAAGGAACAUUAAAAGAUCCUGCAACAGGUUUCAAAUUGGAGCCCACCGAUGAACUUCUCGCAGCUCAAGCAUUUUUCUUUUUCAUAGCCGGUGUCGAGCCAACAGCGUUUACAAUGUUUGCAACAUUGGUAGAGUUAGGUAGAAACCCAGAAAUACAAAAACGCUUACAUGAAGAAAUUGACGAAGCGUUUGAAACUAGUGAUAGCAAAUUGACAUUUGAUGGAAUCGUUAAUAUGACUUACCUGGAUAUGGUUAUGUCUGAAGCUAUGCGAAUUCACCCACCUAUCGGAUUUUUGUCCAGGCUUUGUACAGAAGAUACAGUACUUCCUGUUGGUAAUAUUAAGAUCGAUAAAGGAACGAGAAUUUUCACGCCAAUUUACGAGCUGCAUCAUGAUUCGAAAUAUCACCCGGAUCCAGAAGUUUUUAAUCCAGAGAGGUUUUCUCGAGAAAACCUUAAAAAUAUGUUAGAUAUUACCUUCCAGCCUUUUGGAAAAGGAAAUCGAAUUUGCGUUGGAAUGAGAUAUGCACAGCUACAAGCUAAGACAGGUUUAGUAUAUUUGUUGCGAAACUUCACUGUGAAUACAAAAAUUUUUAAAGGAGGUUUGAAAUACACAAAAGAUCAAGUGCAACUAAGAUUGACCAAUGUGGAUGUAGAAUUCGUUCCAAGAACGUAAAUGUUAAAUAAUAUUAUCGGU